Dimorphilus gyrociliatus is the source of this 5803-nucleotide messenger RNA. The record is from the annotation of a GenBank genome assembly. Lineage: Eukaryota; Metazoa; Annelida; Polychaeta; Dinophilidae.
GGCAACUUCCGGUGCACGAAAUGUCGAUAGAUCUUGGUUAUCAGAUUUGGACUUCAUACAAAGAUUUCUUAAGGACCGUUGAAUAUGCUAUCACUACGCGCGGCCAAUCCUUUGAUGCCCUCAGAACGCUGGAAGCUAGCCUGCAUCAGCUUGAUGCUGAUCUUUUAAAUCUACUGGAGAACCCAGCCCCGAAUCCAAUAGAAAGGCAAACUGUGGAAAAAAGUCACUCGGAUGGCUUAACAGUCAAGGGAAGACCAUCUAAACAAUAUUUUACAGAAGAUUUCAUACGAGAGGCUUUAAUAAUAAGCGACCUUUUCAAAUUAAAAGAAACCCGAAGUGUUGAAUUGCUCGCUGCAGCUGAAUCUGAAAUUUCUUAUCAUCCUGAGCAACCUCGGGGCCUUGUUGCUGUUGAAUUGUACUAUACUAGCCGAUUUUGCUUGGUUAAAGGUGUUAAGGAACUAGCAUGCGCACGCUCUGGAAGAACUUGGGCCCUUCCUGGUCUAGAGGCCAAUCUAACUACUACAGUAACUAAUUACAUUCAAAAGUUGAUCGACAAUGGACUUGUUAGAAAAAUUAUUCAAAAUAUAUCUGAGAUGGAUGAAGAAAAAGAGUUGGCUAAAUUAGAAAAAGAAAGAGCUCUUGGGGAUGCUGGUCAUAGGCAUAGAAUUAUUUCUUUAUUUAGGUCGAUAAAGUUAUGCUUAGCCGAGAUUUUAUUCAGUUUAGCCAUUCAACAACCAUUGGAAUUGGAAGAUACAACAGUAAUAAUUAAUUUUUUAAAAGGUCUCAAAUGCCAAUCCCAGAAAUUAGAUGUUACGGAAAUGACAAUUCUAAUGGCUUUACUUACGUCUCUUGAUCCAAAACCAUCAGAAGAAGGAAUAAAACAUCCCGCAAUUGAUAACCAGAGCUACUUACGAACGAUUCACAAUCUAAUUAUGACCAGUAAAUGGGAAAAUUGUAAAAUCCGAGCUAUUAUACAGUUAGCCUGGGCUGUAGCUCUGAGAACUUUGUCCGAGUAUGUAAGCCAUGAUAUUUGUGAGGAAGACGAGAAUGUUCUAGACAUUGGGAUCUACGCCGACGCCUUUGAAUUUCUACAUAAAGCUGUUGUUGAAAAUGAACGCUUUCACACUCUAUCCAACGGUUUCUAUGUUCGACAUGUACAUAAUCUUCUAACGAAUGCUAUAUCCUUAUUUCCACUGAAAAUCAAAGAACUACGAAAUGUUGGAGAUGAGAGUGCGAGGAUGGCUGCCAGCCAAUUGGCUCAGGGUGCUCAGCCGCCAAAUGAUUUACCUAGGCAUUUUGAACAGUUAAUGAGUCUUUUAGCAGCAAUCUAUGGAAAAGAUCCCCUAAAGCAAGAAUUAGCAAAGCAUUUCUGGAUUCAAGAUCCGGAUGAAAAGGAAUGUUCUCAUCACAAACACCAAAGUUUAAUGAAGUUUGUGAAGCUCUCUGGCGAUAUGCUUCCCUCAACAAUGUAUAUAAAUUAUGUAAAAAUGCUAACAGGUUUAGCGACAGGUCCAAAUUGUGCUGAACAAGCCUGUUUCCUCCUUGAGUCUAAUGGGACAGCUGUUAGAGGGUCUGGCGUAUCAUUUUCACACUUCUUUGCAACUUUUGAACAAUAUUGGCGGGCACUUCAUACACCUGAUGCACGAUUUCAACAACGUUCAACACCAAUUGGAUCAAGAACCAUUUCAGGCCAAGAGUUGGAAGGCUUAGAAGCAGUACUGGAUUUAUUGGCUGUAUUAUGGAGAUUUGCUGGAGCGAAGAGUUCGCAAUUACUCCUACAGUAUUGCUCUGGGCCAGGUGCAACUCCAGUACAUGUAAUGCUGGCUUUAGUUGGAUGCAGUGUCCCAUUACCAUUGAAGGCGAGGAUUGUUCGAACUAUUUCGUGCUUGUGUUUUGAACCCGAUAUGGCAAAUGUUAUAUGGAUAGGAUUAUCGCAUUUUCAAGUAUUAACUCAUAUAAAACAAGAAUUGGGCCAGGCUGAAAGUCGCAAUGAAAAAUAUCCUUUAACAAAAGCUUUCUUAAAAUUGUUAAGUGCGCUAUCUUCCCAUCAACUACCAAAUGAUCGUGAUUUAGCAGCAUAUGCAACAUAUUUAAGACAGGAUGUCUUACAACAUGUUCAUAAUCGAGCAUAUGCUGAUGCUAACGAGAGAUGGGAGAUUUGUGAAGAAGCAAUGGACGUUUUAAGACAGUUCUUAACUGCCUUAAAACCAACAGAUUUAGUUAAAGUAAGCGAUGAACAUCCUAGUGUUCAGUUGACUGUUCAUAUGCUGAGAGAUUCAAGCUUGUUUCGUAGCGUUAUGCAAUUGCUAUACGAAGCAGUCACAAUUUUGGACAGGCACGAAUUUAGAAAAACUACUUGUCUCGAAGAUGCUUUGCUCAAAGCAUUAAAAGUUAUUGAAUAUGUUCUUGGAGUUCAAGAUGACGUAAUACAGAGUUACCGUAAUUCUCAAUCAUCUAUUUUAAUGGAUAGGUUAGAUCAGCUUUUAUUGGGUGUAAAUCCAAAGACUGGAAAAGCUGAUUAUCUGCUUGUUAUAUGCAGAAUCAUACCUCAAUGCGAUAGUUUGUUAUCACAUGCUCAACGAGCGAUUAACGUCUUGACGCUUCUUUGCAAAUAUCAUAACGUUCAUUCUGAUCUUGUUCGAAAUCUUCAAUCUGAUAAUAUCAAUAGGAGGAAAUUACAAAGUGCAUUUGUUCGUAUCCUCGAAGAAGAUGCCUGUAUUGAAUGGAAAGAACCAGAGGAAGACGAAGGUGAAAUGAUGACUGCUGCUCAAAGUAGUUUAAUGAAUUUGUUGCUGAAUACUGUACGAUCUCCAACACCAAACUUAACUCAACUCCUAUUGGAUUUUGAUAUUCAGAAUGGCGUUUCAAAGAGUAACAUCGAGCAGGCUGGUAUUAGAGGUUCAAUUCGAACAUGCUUGCAUUCCUUGGUUAUGAAACUUGAAGAAGAAGUUGCUAAUGAAGCUAUCUUGUUUUCCACCAGACCAAAUUUGGCUUGCAUGUAUUAUGAGUUUAUGUAUGAAUUAUGUACGAAUAUGGAUACUUGUACACCAACUACAAGAUUUUUGAGGUUAAACCAUGACUUCUUCAACAGGCAAUUACAAUGCCUUCCGUUUCCAAAACCAAAUGACAGCGUGAAGGAAGUUCUUAAGUGCGAGGCUUGGCUUAUGAGAAUGAUUGCUCUAGAAAUGAGAAUCUUAUCAGCCAACGAACAUAGAUCCCAUUUAACUGAGUUAAUUAACGAACUAUUGCGUCAUACAAUUCAAAAUUUUGAUGAAACCUCCUUCCAUCAGUCCAUUGUUGGCAGUAAGAAGAGAAAACUAUUGGCAAUUCUCGAUGAAAUAGAAAUGAAUAGUGAAAACAUUCUGCUGGAUGACGAUGUUCCUCACAUUCGAGUUUUGGAUAAAACAGUCGUUGAAGAAGUUAUAAAGAAUCGCGAAACAAUUGAUGACGACACAUCCAUAAUUGAUUUAAGUACACUCCAAGAUGGUUUACUCAGGACCGUGGAUAAAAGUCGACAAGCUGAUGCCACUAUGGAAGCAACUGAGAUUCACAAAUAUUUGAAGAGAAGAAACGAUAAGCAUGAGUGGUUAAGUGCUCGAAUGGCACUUUUAAGUGCUUGGCAACAGAUAGUAGAGGUACUAAUGACUUCUUGUCCAGAUGAAAUGUGGUCAAGUUUCACCCGACAUGAGACCUCUAUUGAAAUGCUGGAAACACUAUUAAGAAAGAGUGAGAUUUGUGAUGCAAAACUAAACGGUCCGGUUUCGGCAACAUGCCUAGUACUUACAUCAAUUAUUCGUCAUGCAUUUGUUAAGGAAGCAAAAUCAGAUACAUUCAUACCAUCUCUUUUAAAUAUUACCUCUCUUUUGAUACGAAAGUUUGUAAAGACAAGAACUUCAAAGCAAAUUAUUCGGGCUAACAUAUAUGGAUCACUUUUGCAUUUAGUACAAGUUGCUGAUAGACAAUGGAGAAGUUUUUCAAGAGAUUUCAUUCUGUUGUUCAAUGAAAAUGCUGAAAAUUUACUUCAUACAAUUUCAUCCGAUGCCUGUGACGGUCAUAGAGUAUGCAAGCUCUUGGCUUUAUCUAUACUAGACGAGAUUUUAAUCUUGGAUCGAACCUCUGUUUGCUUAUCUUUCCUAUCAACAAAUGGAUUUGUAAAUCAUCUUGUCGAAGUUAUAAAUGUUGACGAUCUUGCUGAUCUACUCGCGCCGAAAUCAGUCGGAGCAUUUGGAUUGAAAGCGCUAUACGUAUACGAAUCCCAAAUGGCAUUGUUGAUUAGAUUAGUCUCGACCAACAGCAAUAGCGCAUUGAGCGUUCUUCAAGCUGGAAUAAUGGAAAAGUUUGCUGAAAGUGAACUAAUAGAUGCUAGACCACAAGAAGAUGAUAGCGAAGAUAUAGGAACGCUAAAUGUUACAGCGAUUGCUAUCUACAGAAGGAUACUAAUGCCAAUUCUUCGUCUCUGUCUAGGAUCAUUAACUAUGCUUGGAUUAAAUAACAGUUUAGCCACUCAACACGUUCUCAACUUUUUAUUGGCUCAUUCAGAUCUAAUAGCAUUUAUUCUUAGAUCUCAUCCCCAAACUGAGGAGCAACUUAAAGAAAUGUGUUUGGUGACAGAUGUUGUUGCUCGAUGCGUCUGUGUUCCAGUUGACGCACUUAUCGAUGAAACUAUCAAUCCCGUAUCCGUUAACCACGCUAAGAGACUUCAACAGCUCGUUUUACUAUUGUUAGCUGGUAUUUGUUCAUCGAAAGAAACCCCAAAAUGUUGCAUAAAAGAUUGCCUAAGAUUGAGAAUAGCUGCGAAUGUUAUGACUCUUUGCAGGGGACUAUCAUGCGAAUAUAUCGUAUUAACUCCAAGUUUAACGGAUGCUGUUGGAGGAUCAAGUGUUACAAGUCAAUUACUCGAAAGCGGAAAGAAAGCUCCUGAACUUGGCUUAGUGGUGAGAAGUCUGAAGGAGCGAACAACUCAAUUGCUUACAGUUUUAGACAGAAAGAGAAAUAGCGAAAGAAAAUGUGGACGUGUAAGCGAAUUGUCUAGUGAAGAAUUAAGAGAACUAAGUGACUCUGCAGUAUCUGCUGAGCAAAGAUACGAAGCAGCCGCCUCCAAACUGGAAAAUCUUGUAAAGAUAGAUGAACAACAAGCGGCUAUUUUGGCGAAUAUUAUAGAAAAUUCUUUACUGGUGGUGUGGAAACAUCUUGAUUACUAUUUAGCUACUGUACAGCCAAAACAAACUGUCACAUCCGCUUUCAACCAAGGAAGAAUAAGAAAGCUACAAGAUUCAACCUCAGUUAUGUCUGACUCUUUCCAAAAUUUCGAAGAUACUAUCGAAGUUGAAAGAUUGUCAAGUUCUCAAUUAAAACAAUUGAAAUCCGAUGUUCAAACAUGUUUAGACGAUUUAUUAUUCCAUAAAAUUAUGAAUGUAGAAAAGGCGUAUGCUGAAAGUAAAACUCGUAUUGGAUUUAUCUCAGCGAUGGUUCGUAGACUACAGCGAUUAAUAAAGUUUUCCUAAAAAAACUAUGGACGUUAUAUAAUAUUUUCGUUUUUUUGUCUACUAUAGUAAAAUAAAUCUAUAUUAUAUAUUAUUUUAUUUAAAACAAAAAACAAGCGAGAAAGUUGAGUGAUAGCAUUGCUAAAGAGGAGUUACUUUGUCAUCUAUUUGUUCCAUAUCUUAUAAACAAUUCUUUUUUAAAUUGGUAGGAAGCUAUGCUUUUUACUAUCAAUAAUUGCAAACAUAAGUAGAAUGUUAUUAUGAAUUCAUUAACAUUUGAUCUUAUUUAAAUGAAUUACAACAGAAUUUAUACAUUUAGA